Molecule: messenger RNA, 1942 nt
Organism: Chilo suppressalis (striped riceborer)
Lineage: Eukaryota; Metazoa; Arthropoda; Insecta; Lepidoptera; Crambidae
Source: the annotation of a GenBank genome assembly
CAAGGUUCUGCUGUCAGUGUCAAAUUUGACAGCUUGAGAUUGUUGUUAAAUUUGGUUCGUGAUUUUACGUGCGUGAGUCAUCUCAACAGGAACUAUAACUUUAUUGUAAUCAAUCCUUGUUUUUGGGAUAUUAAAAAUUAUUUCCAUUUAGGCUUCUCGCCUUUUUUAUAUUUUGUAAACAGUUUCGUAAAAGCCGUCAAGCUGGGGAACGAAAUGUCAGCAUCAGCCAUGGAGAAGCAUCUAUUUAAUUUAAAAUUUGCCGUAAAGGAAUUGGAAAGAAAUUCUAAGAAAUGUGAAAAAGAAGAGAAGUUAGAGAAAGAGAAAGCAAAGAAAGCUAUCCAGAAGGGAAACAUGGAGGGGGCUAGAAUACACGCAGAAAAUGCUAUUAGACAGAAGAAUCAGGCUUUAAAUUAUUUACGCAUGUCAGCCAGAGUCGAUGCAGUAUCUAGCAGGGUUCAGACUGCCCUUACAACAAGAAAGGUUACCAACUCAAUGGCAGGAGUUGUCAAAGCAAUGGAUGCAGCCAUGAAGUCAAUGAACCUAGAGAAGAUUUCCACAUUAAUGGAUAAAUUCGAGAGUCAAUUUGAAGAUCUGGAUGUACAGUCAUCAUAUAUGGAGAAUGCAAUGUCACAAACAACUACAACAACAGUGCCACAGGGAGAUGUUGAUCAGCUGCUACAUCAAGUGGCAGAUGAAGCUGGGCUGGAGUUAAACAUGGAGCUGCCUUCGGGCGUGCCGAGCACCUCGAUAGGAACAGCGACGGUGGUAUCGCAGGAACAGGACGAGCUCACGCAGCGACUCGCGCGGCUCAGGCAGGCCGAGUAGCGCCACGGAGAUUAGUUCCCGCAUGCAAUGAGAGGCACUACUAUUGCACUGCCUAUGUUUCAUAACUAAUUCAGUACACUUAGCACGAACCAUUAUCGAAUUUGAAUAGUUGUAUUCGAUCUAGAUAUAAGUCAAAUGUGUGUACCGAUUUUCAGUUCUCGUUAUAUCCGUUGUGGCGCUGCUGUUCAAGUUUCCAUACAGAAUUUGACUUUGACAUUUCACACUUGCAUUCUAUUCGAAUUCGACAUUGAUUCGUGCUAAGGGUACAGAUGAUUCAUUAUGAUGAUGAACUUGGCUUUUGUAAUCAGCUACUUGUAUAAUUAAGUAGAUCUAACCAUCGUAUUUAUGAACAUGUAAAAAUUUACUUGUGCUAAAUUCAAAUCAAUUUUUGUUGAUUAUGGCAGCUUCUCAUUACGUGACGAUUCUGCCAAUGUCCGGAUACUUCUAAAAGAGACUACGUUAGUGCGCUCUAUUGGCGGCUGUUGCCAAGUGAAGUUGGGGCAGAGACUACUUGUGCCAUUUUAAAAUGCAAUAAUGUUGGUGUAUGACCUGUCUAUAUAUUUUGUUUAACUUGGUUACUAAGCAACAACUUAUUACUUGUUUAUAAAUACGAAUGUAAGAUAUGCCUUUGCAUUACUUUAAACCUCCAUUUAUACCGCCGCGGAAUGGAAUGGAAUCGAAUUUUUCCAACUAAAUUGUGCAUAGCAUAAUGAAUUCUAUUAAAUUGUAUAACUUACAAACUAAAUUAGAGCCAAAAAAGGGCAAUAUUUCGUAACAAAAAUUCGCUUCCAUUCCAUUCCGCAGGGCGGUACAAAUUGAGCCUUACAUAAAAAUUAAAAUCGUCAUGGGCACUUCCAUUCAAAUGCCUAAAAACUUUAGAUUUUAAGCUUCGAUCAACAAUUCUAUAGGUCAGUAAAUCUGUCUCGGUAAAUAUAGCCUCACUGGAGGCUUAUUUUAAAUAAGUUCGGUUAAUACAAAACGGAGUAACUCGCUGGCCAAUGACUGGUAAAAAUAUUUUAUUUUGUGGUAGGUUGAUUUCACAUUUUCCUUUUUUCACCUUUAUCGUUUUUUUCCAAGUUUCAGAUACAAUUUAUUAAAGAAACAAGAGUUCGUUUUA